Molecule: messenger RNA, 1632 nt
Organism: Lycium barbarum (goji berry)
Lineage: Eukaryota; Viridiplantae; Streptophyta; Magnoliopsida; Solanales; Solanaceae
Product: COBRA-like protein 4
Exons: 6
Coding region: 188-1495 (435 amino acids)
Biological process (GO): plant-type cell wall cellulose biosynthetic process; cellulose microfibril organization
Cellular component (GO): plasma membrane
Source: RefSeq, a predicted model, not a curated record
ACUGACGAUAUAUAAAUCACAUUUCUCCCUCUUCUUGCUACCAAGUACCAACAACCAGUUGGUACAUAAGAAACACACGAUAUAUUUUUUCUCGUCUGAAUCAUAUAUAAUUCCAAAUAUCCACCACUUAAAUUAUUAAUUAUAACCAUUUUAUAGAUUGUGUUGUGAAGAUCAUACUGGCCUUUAAAUGAGAGGUUUGAUCGGGGUAGCCGGCUUCUUCUUAAUUGCUCUCAUUCCUCAUCAUGCAGUUGCAUUUGAUCCGUUGGAUCCUAGUGGGAAUAUCACCAUCAAAUGGGAUGUUAUGUCUUGGACACCAGAUGGUUAUGUCGCCACUGUAACAAUGAACAAUUUCCAAAUGUACCGGCAUAUAAUGACCCCUGGUUGGACCCUAGGAUGGACAUGGGCUAAGAAAGAAGUAAUCUGGUCUAUGGUGGGUGCACAAACCACCGAACAAGGUGACUGCUCUAAAUUUAAAGGCAACAUCCCUCACUGUUGUAAGAAGACUCCCACAGUAGUAGAUUUGCUCCCUGGAGUUCCGUAUAACCAGCAAUUCACUAAUUGUUGCAAAGGUGGAGUCAUAGCUUCUUGGGGCCAAGAUCCUCAAGCUUCUGUCUCUGCUUUCCAAAUUAGUGUGGGCCAGGCCGGUACGUCGAACAAGACCGUUAAACUUCCUAAGAACUUCACUUUGCUUGGUCCUGGACCUGGAUAUACUUGUGGCCCUGCUAAGAUUGUUCCACCUACCAAAUUUUUCACACCUGAUCUUCGACGAAAAACUCAGGCCUUAAUGACAUGGAAUGUGACAUGCACAUACUCCCAAUUUCUAGCACGAAAACACCCGAGUUGUUGUGUCUCAAUGUCAAGUUUCUACAAUGAAACCAUCACUUCUUGUCCUUCUUGUGCUUGUGGAUGUGAGAACAAAAACAAAUGCAUCAAGAGCGACUCCAAACUACUGAAUGUUGUUGGAAUAAACACUCCAAGAAAAGACAACGCACCACUAAUACAGUGCACGCACCAUAUGUGCCCAAUUCGAGUGCAUUGGCAUGUGAAGCUCAACUACAAGGACUAUUGGCGAGUCAAGCUUACUGUGACCAACUUCAAUUACAGGAUCAAUUACACACAAUGGACUCUUGUUGUUCAGCAUCCAAAUCUUAACAAUGUUACACAAGUUUUUAGCUUUGAUUACAAGUCUUUGGUUCCCUAUCAAUCCGUCAAUGACACGGGAAUGUUCUACGGAAUGAAGUUCUACAAUGACUUGCUGAUGGAAGCAGGGCCAUCUGGAACUGUUCAAUCAGAAGUUCUUCUCCAGAAGGACAAGGAAACUUUCUCCUUCAAGCAAGGCUGGGCAUUUCCCCGGAAAGUUUACUUUAAUGGCGAUGAAUGCAUGCUGCCACCACCAGAUACUUAUCCAUACUUACCCAACUUUGCCAAUCAUAGCUCUGCUGCCUUCACAACUUUGUUAUUUUCCAUGCUUUUCCUUUUCAUUGUACUUUUUUGAUCUUUUCUCUAGUUUUGUCAGUCAUUGAAAUUUUGAAGCUAAGCAACCAAGUAUUUUGGGAUCACAUAUACAUGACUAUGUAUAAUGUACUGCAACAAAUUCUGCUUGUGCAUAGGGAUUAAUAUCACACUAAAUUC